Messenger RNA from Carya illinoinensis, 1975 nucleotides. Its product is annotated as protein ASPARTIC PROTEASE IN GUARD CELL 1. NCBI's taxonomy places the organism in Eukaryota, Viridiplantae, Streptophyta, Magnoliopsida, Fagales, Juglandaceae. Gene Ontology annotation, biological process: proteolysis. Gene Ontology annotation, molecular function: aspartic-type endopeptidase activity. The transcript has a single exon. The record is from RefSeq and is a predicted model, not a curated record. Bases 275 to 1735 code for a protein of 486 amino acids.
ACGGCCCCCCAAACUCCAUGCUUUUAAAAUCUAAUUAAAGAUCCAACAUCAUAUCCAAAACGUCUUUUAAGCCCCACCAACUGGCCUCGGGCAAGAGUGUGAGCAAUGGGCAUUCAAAUCUUCUCUCCCACACCCAUCGAUCCCCCGUUGCUUUUGUUUCUCCCAACCUUCUUUACGUGAAUCGCUGCAAAUAAAUGCCCCGCAGCUCUCGAGCACUUGUCGUACGCUCCCUCACUUCACUCCUCCACUUCUGUUCAUCAGUGGCCAACCCAAAAUGAGGUUUCAGCUCGUUUACAUUGUCUUCGCAGUAGUCGCCUUCUUCUGCACUUUGAUCGGCUUUGGUCACUCUCGAAGCUUGUCUCAGAGUCCUCAAACUACCAUCCUGGACGUCGCGGCUUUGAUACAAAACACCAAGACCGUUCUCGCGACAACAACAUUCGACCAACAAAAGCGGAGCUUCUCAGCCAAGUCUCCGUUCACUCUUCAGCUACAUUCGAGAGUUUCUCUUCAGAAACCUUCACACAGGGAGUACAAGUCCCUGACUUUGGCACGACUCGAGCGCGAUUCUGCCCGAGUCAGAUCUUUGACGACCCGGUUAGAUCUGGCACUCACAGGUAUCGUCCCAUCAGAUCUCGAACCGCUGGAUACGAGCGAUGGUCGGGGCUUUGAAACCGAGCUCAUGAAAGGUCCGGUUGUGUCGGGGACGAGUCAGGGAAGCGGUGAGUACUUCUCUCGAGUCGGAAUCGGUGAGCCUCCGAGUCCGGUGUACAUGGUGCUCGACACGGGCAGUGAUGUCAGCUGGCAACAGUGUGCUCCCUGUGCUGACUGCUACCAGCAAGCCGACCCGAUCUUCGAGCCGGCUGCUUCGUCUUCGUACUCGCCGCUCUCGUGCGAGACCCGGCAAUGCAAGUCCCUCGAGGUGUCCGAGUGCCGCAACGGUACGUGUCUCUACGAGGUGUCCUACGGCGACGGCUCGUAUACCGUCGGUGAUUUCGUCACAGAGACCAUCACGCUCGGCUCGGCUUCGGUAAACAACGUAGCCAUCGGCUGCGGCCACAAUAAUGAAGGCCUGUUCAUCGGCGCGGCAGGCUUACUCGGACUCGGGGGUGGCUCGCUCUCCUUCCCGUCUCAGCUCAAUGCCUCUUCCUUCUCGUACUGCCUUGUGGACCGCGACUCCGACUCAGCCUCGACCCUCGAGUUCCACUCAACUCUCCCUCGUAACGCCAUUACGGCGCCUUUGCGUCGUAACCCCCAACUCGAUACGUUCUACUAUCUCGGCAUGACUGGAAUCAGUGUAGGAGGCGAGCUGCUCUCGAUUCCCGAGUCCAUCUUUCAGAUCGACGACAGCGGAAACAGUGGAAUCAUCAUCGACUCGGGCACGGCCGUGACUCGGCUCCAGACCGACGCUUACAUCUCGGUCCGCGAUGCCUUCGUCAAGCGAACACGGAACUUGCCGUCCGCCGAAGGCGUGGCGCUGUUCGACACGUGCUACAACCUGUCUUCGAGGACCAGCGUGGUGGUCCCAACAGUGACAUUUCAUUUCCCAGACGGGAAAGAGUUACCGUUACCGGCAAAGAAUUACCUCAUACCAGUUGACUCGAACGGAACGUUUUGUCUGGCAUUCGCUUCCACUCCAUCGUCGUUGUCGAUAAUCGGGAAUGUGCAACAGCAAGGGACUCGUGUCAGCUUCGACCUCGCUAAUUCCCUGAUUGGGUUCUCACCCAACGGAUGCUAGAAGUAGAUGCCUGUUUGAUGGGAUUUCCACUUGAAUGUAGAAGGCAUGUCAUGUUUACGAUAAUGUUUGUUCUUUUGGUUGGAUGGUUGGUGAUUUUGUCAAGAAAACAGAACAGUUGGAUUAAAAAAGGUUGCAUAUUUAUUUAUAGUCGUCAUGUACUGUAUAUGGGUAUUAGCACUGCUGUGUUUAUGCUUUUUGUAAGCCAAAGGAAAUCAAUUAUUUCGCAAAGUUUUUAUAUUA